Messenger RNA from Closterium sp. NIES-67, 2193 nucleotides. The record is from the annotation of a GenBank genome assembly. NCBI's taxonomy places the organism in Eukaryota, Viridiplantae, Streptophyta, Zygnematophyceae, Desmidiales, Closteriaceae.
ACGGGAACUGCCUCCCGUGAUAACGAGUACAGAUUCUUAUGCUCACUAACGGUAACUCCCUGUGAGAGGUGUGGAGUCAGCACUGGCCGCAACUAACGCUCCGCUUGCUUUGCGUCGCAUUUCUUAGUGCAAUCGCCACGUCGGGCUCUUAGCGGUUCCCGGAAUGCCCGCGAAUCAGCACCGAGUCAGCACCUAGUCAGCACCUAGUCAGCACCUAGUCAGCAGCAAGACCCGCUCCCGGUCGACAACGCAGCAGCUAUGUCCGCUCCCCCCGGCCGGGGUCUCGACGUUCAUGCCUCUCGUGAUAACUGCCAAGGCGAUAUCUCGUCCGACGUUUCCCAGAGCACCAACGGCUUACCGAACGUGUCCCCCGGUAGUAGCAGCAGCGCGCAUACCCUAGCUGCUAGCAGCCACUACGGCCUCAGCAGCGUCAGUUUGAACAUGUUCGAUUCGCGUUCGCUAGACGAUCUCCCUCCCGACGUCCUCCUUAUAAUCUUCUCUUUCCUCUCCCGCCGAACCCUCGCCACCGCCGCUGCUGUCAGCCGGAAAUGGCGCCACCUGGCGAGCUCUGAUUCGCUGUGGGAGGAGCUGCUGCGAUCCGGAGAUCCCGAGGGAUGGCCGAUGGUGCUGUUCGCUGAGACCCACCUCCGACUCGGCCGAGGGAGCAGGCCCAAUUGCAGUCAAACCGAGGCCGGAUCCUCGGAAAACAGGCGCCAUGAGCAGCAACAGCAGCAGCAGCAGCAGCGGAAGUUGGUGCUGCGGCAGUGCGGCAGCAGCAGGGGCGUGUCCGGGCUGCCCUGGUGUGACAUCUACCGCUUGCGAGCGCUGCUGCCGCCUGUGCUGGUUGUGGAUGGUGGGUCGGGCUACUGCAAGUUCGGCAUGAGCAGUGAGGCAGCGCCCACAGGACGCAUAGCCACCUUUCUGGAGUUUGGAAACAUCGAGGCACCUUCCCUCGCCCGCCUGCGAGCGCUCUUUUCCUCCGUCUACGCCAGCGUGCGCGCCAUCCCAUCCAGCCACCCAGUUGUCGUCUCCGAACCUCUCUGCUUCCUGCCAGAGACGCGGGAGGCCCAGGAAGGGAGGCGGCGACUGAGGGAGGUGACAUGUGCCGUGCUCUUCAGCGCCAUGCACGUGCCGUCCGUGUGCCUCGUGGACCAGGCCACCCUGGCACUGUAUGCAGCGGGAGCAGCAUCAGGCAUAGUGGUGAACAUCGGCUUCCGCAGCACCACCAUCGUGCCCAUCAUGCGCGGCCGCACAGCCUGUGACCUGCUGCCCUUCGUGUGCCUGCCGCUGGGCGCCAUGCGGGUCACGGGGCACCUCAGCCAGCUGCUGCACGAUGCCGGGGUGGUGUGCGAGUCCAUGUUUACUGUGCGCACCAUCAAAGAGUCGCUGUGCUUCGUGGCGCGCGACUUUGACAAGGCAAUGAGGGGCGAGGAGAGGGGUGUGCGGGACACAUGUGAGGUGCCGGGGGAGGGCUCCUUCACUCUGGGCAGGGAGCGCUUCCUCGCCGCUGAAGUGCUCUUCCAGCCUGCGCUCUGCGGCCAAGGCGGCAGGGGCAUACACCAGGCAGUGGCGCACUGCAUCGUGCAGUGCGCCGCCAAGGUCAAGGCGUUUCAAGCACAGCAGGACUGGAAGGCGAGGAGGGGCGACGCGGGAGAGGCAGAUGCUACAGAGGAAGAGAAAGAUCCACUGGCUGGGGAGGGGCGGGGAGGAGAGGGAGGGGAGAGGCGGUCUGGGGGGGGAGAAGGGGCAGCAGAGGCGGGGGUGUGGGAGCGUGUGCCAGCGCCGUUGACGAGCGAGGAUGUGGAGGAGGCGAUAGGGACCGUGGUGGUGGCGGGAGGCACGUCUGCCCUUCCAGGGAUUGCAGAGCGACUUCAGCUGGAGCUGCAGCGGCUGCUUCCCUCCCCCCUCUCGGACCGACUCACUGUGAAGGCGGUGGGGCAGUACGGCACAUGGAUGGGUGGCAGGACUGUUGCCACUACGAGCUCAUUCUUGUCGGCAUGGGCAUUGAGCAAGGAGGAAUACACGGAGAAAGGGCCGUCUUCUGUCCAUGCCCUUGCCAUGGAUACACAUAACGUGAACAUGUCAACUUAUACGUAUGCAUUGCAUGUAUAGUUAUAGGCUAGAUGGGUUCAUGCCCUUAGAGAGUACAACACCCAAAUCAUAUAUGCCCCUGUAUGCCUUCCUAGAGUUCAC